Messenger RNA from Acomys russatus (golden spiny mouse), 420 nucleotides. It is a transcript of the gene Ccdc167, whose product is annotated as coiled-coil domain containing 167. The transcript has 5 exons. Lineage: Eukaryota; Metazoa; Chordata; Mammalia; Rodentia; Muridae. The record is from RefSeq and is a predicted model, not a curated record. Bases 40 to 342 code for a protein of 100 amino acids.
CUUAGUGGGCCGUUCCAGUACCGGGACACAGCAAGCAAUAUGACUAAAAAGAAGCGGGAGAAUCUUGGCGUCGCUCAGGAGAUUGAUGGGCUAGAGGAGAAGUUGUCUCAAUGUCGGAAGGACCUGGAGUCUGUGACCUCCAGGCUCGACAGGGCAGAGCUGAGUCCUGAGGACAGGAGAUCUCUGGAGAAGGAGAGAACCACCCUCAUGAGCAAAGCCUCCAAGUAUGAGAAGGAGCUAAAGCUGCUUCGUCGAGAGAAUCGGAAGAACAUGCUACUCUCUGUGGCCAUCUUCAUCCUCCUUGGCCUGCUCUAUGCCCACUGGACUAUGGGAGGGUCCUGAGCAGGGGAAGGAUGACUGCCGCGGGUGAAGCAGAAGCAUUCAGAGGCUGUGGAGCGUGAAGAUGGAACCCACUGGAAG